UGGAAGAACCGACGUUGAUGCCGAUGAUGCAGCGCCAUAAGCUCCGGUGGGAUUUCUUCUUGAGCUUCAGGGGAGAGGAUAUGCGCAAUGGCUUCACGGAUGACCUUUAUGACGAGUUGCUUGCACGCGACGUCCGAGUCUUCCGCGACGACGACCGGGGGAUGAAACAGGGAGACCAGAUCUCCCCGAGUUUCCUCGCCGCCAUUAAAGAGUCGGCUGCUGCUAUCACAAUCAUCUCCCCCAGGUACGUACGACCGAAUUUUAACUCUUCUAACCUAGCUCCAUCUACUAACUACGAUUGCAUAACAUAUUAUGCCUCUUCGGGAUGGUGCCUUGAGGAGCUGUCGACGAUCCGGGACUGUGGCAUCCUCAUUCUUCCCGUGUUCUACAAAGUUGAGCCUUCUGACGUUCGCCGCCAGAAUGGCACGUUUGCGAAUGAUUUCAGGGCUCUCCAAGGAAAGUAUGAACCGGAAAAGAUGGAGAGGUGGAGGAAAGCAAUGGCGCAUGCCGGUGGACUUAGUGGCUGGGUUAUAAAAAAUAAAGAUGAUGAUCAUGCACCUGAUCAGUCGGACCUUGAACUGAAACAUCUGAUUCAGUGUUUGGUUAAAAGGGUUUUGAGUGAGAUAAGCAACAGUCCGAUGGUGGUGGCGCCUUACCCCGUUGGACUGACAUCUCCUAUGAAGGAAGUGAUGCGAUUGCUGGAAAUUAAAUCAAACAGCAUCAAGAUCAUUGGAUUAGUUGGAAUGGGAGGGAUUGGCAAGACAACCCUAGCCAAAGCAAUCUACAAUAAAGUUGUCAAUUCCUUUGAUUCCCUUUGUUUCAUUUCCAAUGUUAGAGAAACUUUUCAACGACAAGAUGGCCUCAUAUCUCUUCAGGAAAUGCUUCUUCUUGAUCUUUUCAAUAAAAAGAUUUCCCUUCCAGAUGAUGUCGAUGCUAGGAAGGCUAUAAUGGAAGAGUCUUUCAAUGUUAAACGUGUUUUCAUUGUGCUAGACGAUGUUGAUGAUUCUAGUCAGCUCACCGCUUUGGUUGCCAAGAAAUGGCUAUUCUCAGGCAGCAAAAUCUUAAUUACAUCGAGAGACAAAGAUGCCCUUCAGCAGUGCUCUGCAGAUAAUAUUUAUGCUGUUACAGAAUUGACAAUCGUUGAUUCACUAAAACUUCUCAGUUAUCAUGCGCUUAGACAAGAAAAGCCUUCGACAAGAAAUUUUCAGGAACUAAGUGACACAAUUGUGUCUCUUGCUGGAAGAUUACCAUUAGCAUUAGAAAUAUUUGGCUCUUUCCUGUAUGACAAGAGAAGUGUUGAAGAAUGGAAAGAUGCAGUUAAGAAGCUGAAGAAGAUUCGUCCAGACGGACUUCAGGAUGUCUUAAAGAUAAGUUUUGACGGGCUUGACGACCAAACGAAGUGCAUAUUCCUUGAUAUUGCUUGUUUUCUUGUUGACCUUGAAAUAACGAGAGACGAGGCAAUUAACAUCUUCAAAGGUUGUGGCUUGACUGGUAUUAAGACCUUGAUAGCGAGGUCUCUUGUGAAGGUAGACGAGGGAGACAUUUUGGUAAUGCACGAUCAGAUUAGGGACAUGGGAAGACAAAUAGUUCAAGAAGAAAACCCAGAUCUUUCAAUAUGUAGAACUAGACUGUGGGAUCCAUGUCAAAUUAUGAAUGUUAUUGAUAAUGGGAUGAUGGGCAUGGAAAACCUUCAAUGUAUCGUUCUAGACUUCAUGAAGAAGAACAUCUCAAGCAUCAGUGUCGCCCCCUCCUCCUGCUUGACCUUUUUACAGGAAUUCUUUCUAGGUCCCAAGGAAGAAGAAGGAUUAAUGCUUGUCAAUGCCAAAAAGCUCAAGCCUAUGGUCAACUUGAGACUGCUUCAUAUCAAUAACAAUGUCAAACUGAAAGGAGAUUUACCUCCAAGAGUAAGAUGGCUUAAAUGGAGAGGUUGCCCUUUAAACUAUCUUCCGCCAAGUUUUUUCCCACGGGAACUUACCGUUCUUCAUCUCCUAGAAAGUAAGAUAGAUAGUCUCUGCUGGAAUAGCGAGGUAUAUUUGAUAACAAUUUGUAUUUUUCAGGUUGCAAAGAACCUGAUGGUCCUGAACCUUUACGGUUGCCACAACCUUACAAGUAUACAUGGCUUAUCUAUGCAGAAUACUUCAUUGGAGAAAGUCAUUAUCGAACGUUGCUAUAAUCUAUCGAUGAUCCAUAUAUCCAUGAGGACUACAAGAUUGUUGCGCUAUUUGAAUCUAAGCGAUUGCACUAGCCUCGUUGAAUUAUUCCCAUGCAAGGUAGUAUCCGGUUUGAGGAAUCUCGAGGUCCUCAUUCUAUCUGGCUGUUCGAAAUUUGAACAACUGCCCAAGGAUUUAGGCAUGAUGACUUCCUUAAAAGAGCUUCUUCUUGACAGAACCGCCAUAAAGAAAUUGCCCGACUCCAUAUUCCACCUUGUGAAGCUUGAAAAACUCGACCUUUCGCGUUGCAAGUUUCUCGGAGAACUCCCUAUUUGUCUCGGGCACCUUUCUUCCUUGAAGGAAUUUGAUCUUAACGGCUCUGCAGUGAAAAAAAUACCUCAAUCUAUUGAAGGUUUAAAAAAUCUCGAGAAACUAAACCUGAUGUGGUGUGAUUCCCUGACCGACAUCCCUGAUUCCAUUGGCAAUCUCAGAUGGUUGACGAAAUUAUCGCUAAACGGUACUCCAUUGAAAGAGCUUCCCUCUUCUAUUGGCUCUUUAUCCUACCUGAAACAACUCUCGGCCGGAAACUGCAAGCUUCUCAACGCUUUACCUUCCUCAAUCGAAAGGUUCGUCUCUCUCGAGAGUCUUGAGCUAAACGGCACGCCAAUCACGAACCUCCCAGAUGAGAUUGGCAGGCUGAAAUCCCUUGUGAAACUUGAAAUACUGAACUCGGAACAUCUUGAGACAUUGCCGAAGUCAAUUGGUGAUAUACUUAGCCUUGAGACUUUGCUCAUUGGGAGCACAAAACUUAAAGAGCUGCCAGAAUCUAUUGGGAAGUUAGAAAAUCUUAGCAUGCUGAGACUGAAUCAAUGUACGAACCUCAUAAAACUCCCGGGUUCAAUUGUAAACAUGAGAUCUCUACACAAUUUUCUGAUGGAGAACACUGCAGUCUCAGAGCUGCCUGAAAAGUUUGGGAUGUUAACGAACUUGAUUGUUUUGAAAAUGGGAAAGAAGCCUUACAGUGAACAGGCAAAGAAUGCCAAGGAAGCAGUUCUACCUUCAUCUUUCUCAAAACUUUGUAAAUUGGAAGAAUUUAAUGCCCGUUCUUGUAAUUUAGUAGGUGGAAUUCCAGAUGAUUUCGAGAGUCUAUCCAGGUUAGAGAUUCUGAAUUUGGGUCACAAUUAUGGUAUCUGUAGUCUUCCUUCUAGCCUUAAAGGACUUGGUUUUCUCAAGAAGCUUCUCAUUCCACACUGCAAAGAGAUCAAAUCUCUCCCACCACUUCCUUCCAGUCUUGAGGAAAUAGACGCAUCCAAUUGUACCAUGUUGGAACACAUCUCUGAUCUUUCGAAUCUGGAAUAUUUAAGCGAAUUGAACUUUACAAACUGCGGUAAGCUGGAGAAUAUUCCAGGCCUUGAAUGUUUGAAGUCGUUGAGAGGUUUGUAUAUGGUUUGUUGCAAGGCGUCAUGGUCCGUUGUCAAGGAAAAACUCAACAAGACAAUGAUGAACAAUUUAAGGCACCUGAGUAUUCCCGGGAGUGAAAUCCCAAGUUGGUUGGGUUCGGAUGUGGUUUACUUCAGAAAGAAGCAGAACAAUGCGAUAAUAGCAGUUAUCAUAGCAGUUGUUAUGUGCGUUAAGCUUGAACAGCAGGAUCGCGUACUCCCAGUGAUACCAGACAUUUUGGCAAGAAUCAUCAGAGUAAAACAAAACAUAAACAGAAAAGUAUUUGAGACAGCAUUGGAAAUCAAAGUGCAGGAGAAGAUGGAUGAAGAUCAUUUAUAUUUAUACAGACAUUCUUCGGUCCUUCCAUUAGUCUCCAUGCUGAGAGACGGGGACAAGAUAGAGGUAGUGAAACGGGAUCCUCCCUAUGCCCAGGGCGUUGAGCUGAAGGGAUGUGGGAUUAAAUUGGUUUUUGAGAACGAUGAUGAUUACAUUGGAGACGAGCGAUUCUUGGACGAGACUCAGCAGUCUGUGUCUCAAAGGCUAGUUAAGUCCUUACAGUCAACUCCGAAUGAGUCCAUCGCAUAAGGGUUAUAUAUUUACUUCAAUUUAUAA
Impatiens glandulifera is the source of this 4202-nucleotide messenger RNA. Its product is annotated as disease resistance protein RUN1-like. Gene Ontology annotation, molecular function: protein binding; ADP binding. Bases 18 to 4175 code for a protein of 1385 amino acids. The record is from RefSeq and is a predicted model, not a curated record. NCBI's taxonomy places the organism in Eukaryota, Viridiplantae, Streptophyta, Magnoliopsida, Ericales, Balsaminaceae. The transcript is spliced from 6 exons. Gene Ontology annotation, biological process: signal transduction; defense response.